Molecule: messenger RNA, 3974 nt
Organism: Pocillopora verrucosa
Lineage: Eukaryota; Metazoa; Cnidaria; Anthozoa; Scleractinia; Pocilloporidae
Product: protein Wnt-7b
Biological process (GO): multicellular organism development; neuron differentiation; canonical Wnt signaling pathway
Cellular component (GO): extracellular region
Molecular function (GO): cytokine activity; frizzled binding
Source: RefSeq, a predicted model, not a curated record
UUUAAAAGUAACGUGCGAUUCUUUGUCAAGAACAUUUCUAAUUAUACAGCAUUGGCUGUAACAAGAAGAAUUUAUCAGAAAAAGGCCCAUACCUCGCCCUGAGCAUAUGGUUAAACACUGCUAAAACUAUACUGAAGGUUUGUGUCCUCUGUCGCAACUCUUGUCCCAAGCCUUAUCUGUACUCGCAUUCCAGGCUUGUCUAAUAGGCAAAGAAAUGUGUGCGACGAAAACCCAAAAGUCAUUUAUUGCAUAAGAGAGGGUUAUCGAAUGGCUGCAGAGGAAUGCAGGUUCCAGUUCCGAAAAAGCAGAUGGAAUUGUACUCUACUCGGCGAAACAUCGGAUUUCGACGACAAAGCCAUUAAGGGAACUAGAGAGAUGGCUUACACGCAAGCUAUCAUUUCGGCUGGAGUUGUGUACACAGUCACCCGAGCCUGUAGUAUGGGAAACCUCAGCGAAUGCAAUUGUGACAAGAAACUCACGGGUACGGAGAAAAAAAAGCACUACAAAGGUUGGUCGUGGGGUGGUUGUUCUGUCGACUUGAGCUUCGGUCUCGAUCUUUCCAGUCGCUUCGUGAAUGCUCGCGAGGAGAAACACAAUGCCUUUUGGCUGAUGAACAGGCAUAACAGCAGGGCUGGUAGGCAGGUUGUGAGACAGAAAUUGGUUAAAGUUUGCAAAUGCCAUGGAUUGUCAGGGUCCUGUGUAGAGCAAACAUGCUGGAUGGCCCUGUCCUCUUUCCGUAAAGUCGCAGAAAAGUUGAAAGAGUAUUAUCACACUGCUUUGAGAGUUGAUGCCUUGACGGGCGCGACCUCCGGAGGGGCGAAGCCUGAACACCUUGUCUUACAAUCGAAUAAUUCAAAGAAGCCACACACGCGUAGCCUGGUGUAUCUAAAUGACUCUAAGGCAUUCUGUAAUCGGGAUCCGAAACUUCGAAUCCCGGGAACCCGAGAUCGCAUCUGCAACACGACCGGCUCUACUGAGGAAGACCACUGUGAUGUCAUGUGCUGUGGGCGCGGCCACGACACGCACAAUCUUACUGAAGUGGUUCAGUGUAGCUGUAAAUUUCAUUGGUGCUGCGAGGUCAAAUGUCAUGAGUGCGUCAACAACGUAAUAAGGCACACGUGCAAGUAGAUGGCGAUCAUGCGCGUGGCACAGCUUACAUUGACAUUUAAAUCGGAAUUUGAGGGCCUAAGUGCUAACAGCGAAAAUCGCCAUGUUAAAAUGAAACGAUUAAAAGGACAGUUCAUACCAUGUACAGAAGAACAGUCAUACAAUCGGACGUGUCGAAAACGUCGUAAAAUACAGGUGCAACUAGGGCACCAAUAACAGUAACCAUUUAAGGACUGCAGGCACUUAAAGUGCUUUUUAUCUGUAAAGAUGUUCACAUGUCAUUUAUGAAAUGUCGUGUUUUCUGACGGAAAGUGAUCCACUUAGGAUCACAUAUGAUAAGAUCGAACUGACUUUGAGAUAUAUGUAAACUUAUCUAAUUAUUAAAAGGUAGAACCGUCAAAAAGUUAAGUCAUAUUAUUGUAGAUGUGUUGAGAUGUAUAGAGUAUAAAAGACUAAUAGCCUUGAUUAAAAAUCUAGAAUUUAAAGUUAAUGGAAUAUCCGUAGGUUCUUAUACCACACCUCUUACGCUCGAGAAAUGAGGAAUGCUAUUUGUCUGUGGUAGCCUGCAUAUCAAUGGGGCCUGCAUAUCAAUGGUAGCCUGCAUAUCAAAGGCAGUUUUAAGAUUCAAGAUACACGAUUGUUUUUCGUGUUAUUUUCUGCUUUUCAAUUCUGCUCCAAACACAGUUUUGUCAUUUUACGAUAACUUAUCGCAUUUUUGUUUUUAUUUAGGUCUAGGGAAUAAUUAAAGCUAACGCGCGCAAACUACCCAAUUGGAAUGAAGAUAUCGUUUCUCGGCCUGUGAGUUACAAGAUUCAUAAAAAUAACCUCUGUGUAGCUGACGUAGCAUAAUUUACUUCGUUUCGUUGCAUUUCUUUAUUUAAUUUAAAGUAAACUUGAAACAUCAACUAUCAACCGUCGACCGUCGCGCUUAGAUCGUAGCUGUAGAAUUGUUCCGAGCGCGGAGGAAUUUUUUAUAAUGACAAUUUAUGUUAUCGCUAACAUUUUUUGGUGAGGGAAGGCUUUAUUAUUUUUCCAAUCAUAAAACUUUCUCCAGCUUUUUCGUUUCUUCUUUGAAAUUACCCAUUUAAGUUAUCCGGUAUUUACAUAAUGAAAAUUUUCAUCAAGCCAGUACAAAGUCAAAGCCAGUAGGAGGUGUGGUAUAAGGCGAAAUCAGUCUAUUUUUAGAGCAAUUUUCAAUGAGUGUCGAAACAAUGGGGGAUUGCAUUGGGUUGCUCUAUUUUCAUCUGUGAUAGGAAUUCUAAAGCUCCUAAAAUCCAGUCGAUAAAUAAGACGAGAAAUGAAAUAAAAUCUCGAAUUGGUCCUUCGAGGAGGUUCAGCUCUCAAGUGGCUCCUAUGAGGAUGUUUCUUUGUUCUGUUUGGAAGUUGCGAUUACUUUGGUUUUUAUCAGUUUACGACACUCAUAAGAAUUGCGCUCUAAUAAACCAAUUAAACGAAGUAUUCGUUUGUGAAAGUGUUUUCUUUUUGCAUCGUAUAGUCGGUAAUAGAAAAAAAACUGUCGACAAUAAGAUUCCGUUAAGAAUGAAAAGAUGAACUAAGUCACUGAACUUUUUUCAAGUUCUGCAAAAUAACUAGACGCAGGUGGCCGCUAAAAUUUUAGUUUUAGUUACCCUGGCGCUUAGACUACGAGUAAUCUCUCUUCGGCGAAGUCUCUUGUGCGGAUCAAAAAGUGAUUUUCGGUAAAGAUAUGACGUCAGCGCGUCGCGCUGAACUAGGCGCCUCACACUUAGAGUUCCGAGCGGCGCCUAACAUUUUUUCCUUCUUAUCAUUUUUUGGAUCACGCGACGGACUUCGUCGAAAAGAAAGAGCUGCUCUUAGUCUGUCUAAUGAUUGGCACAAAUCUUUUGUCUGUAUUUUUAGCUGAAAAUACAAGACAGUGUUUUUUGUUGUUAAUCGGUUGAUGUAGAAGCGUGUCAGAAGUAGUCGCACUGUUAAAGCGGUGGCCAUCCGCGUCUUUGGAAAGUGUUUCCUAACAUCUCUAUUGGUAGGACAAAUCACCGUUGAAUUAUCAAGAAGAGCGUUAAAGAUUAAAUCUAGUUAUCAAAAAUUUCAAUGAAGUGUAUAGUGAGAAAACAACGGGGCAAAUAUUAAAGGUUAUUUCAAACUUAGUUGUGCCGUGCUCUGCGCCAUGUUGGAUGGUGUGACGCUUCACAGUUUCCACUUUUUAUCUACGUGAUGCCAGAUAAAAGUGGCAACCGUAGGACGUCUACGAUCCAAAAUGGCGCUCACGGUUCAAAGUUCAAACGUCAAGAUUGCAAAUAUUUGUUCUCGGUUUUCAUACAUUUUGCUUCUUGUUACCCAAUUUUUCCAUACGGAUUGCUAUACUACAAGAUAUUUCCAUCAUUUCAAUGGCAACCUGUUUCACCAAUGAAAGCUUCCUUUAAAUCUCCAUCUUUGAGCAAGUGAAGUUACUUCAAGAUAAGUUAUUCCCUCCAUAUUUUUAACUCAUUACAAGUUACUAUCGUUUGCGAGUAAAUAUAUGAAAGUUAGUGUCUCUAUCUUGAGUAAACUGUUAUGAUUUGUCUUGUAAAGCAACUCGAGUGAGAUGGCUCCUUUAUCCGAUUUAUUUUAGGAAAGGCUGACGCUCAAGAUAAGUUGGGGUGGUGUGUAAAUCCUUUAUCAACUACCAGUUGAUAAUAAACCAAUUUUUUUAACUUAUAGUAACUCCAUUUUUGAAGUAUUUGUUUCACAGAGGGUUUAAAAUGGACUUUUCUGUGAAAGAGUCCCCUGGAAGUCCGCGGGUUUCAUAUCUUGGCGUAAACCUCAACCCGUUUUCUUUCCUAAACGAAUAUAAAUUACGAGAAAGAAACAUAAAGCACUUUGGCCAGUAUGCUUUUCUUGUAAAUCUU